AUGCCAACCUACCUCUGCCACGGCUUCCGCUGGCAGCGCCGCUCCAUCCGCGUAUACACCGUCGUACAAGACCUUGACGACGUCUCGCCCGAGUGGCUGAUUCGGCCCACCAGCUCGCGCUGUCUCCUGCAGAGUUUCUACAACUUGUUUGAGUUUUUGCCUUAUUGCUCGCCGCAUGAACCUGAGACUUGGGAUAGUAAUGAGGACGAGGACGAGGAUGAAGACGAGGAUGAGGGGGAUAAGUCUGGGGAAGAAAAUGGGGAAGAAGAAGCAGUAGUAGUACCGGGGAGUCGUGGUAGUCGGGGGGAGAAAGGGAGUGAGGAGCAGAGGACUCAGUGGCCGAAGCGAAAGGAGAGUCUUGGUGUGCUUAGGGGUCAUGGAUCCGAAGGGACUACGGGAAAGGGGAUGGGGACUAUGGGAAAGGAGAUGGGAAAGGGGAUGGGAAAGGAAAAGAGAGAGAUCACCGCCAUCCCUGUGGGCAGUAACAACAGGUCGUCGAUAAGUCGUACCCGUACCAUCAGCCGCAGUCCAAGUCUGAGACUUCCGUUGCAAGGCGUACGAACCCCGUCCAGGACGCGCCUCCAAACUACCGCCGCUGCCGCCGCCUCCGCCGCGACCACUCCUACUACUCCUACUGCUCCUACUGCUGCCAUACCUGCCCCAGCGUCGACUCCGGCGUUGAGAACUGCCAGCACCUCGGGAGUUUCUUCAGCAGGAAAAGGACGAAAGGGAAAGACAACGGGAAACAGCAGCAGCAGCAGAAGGAGCGAAUCUCACAGCCCCAACCGCAAAAAAGACGAGCUGAGCGCCCAACGCUGGUCAGCAGUCAAAGUCCUCGAGGAGUACGACCCAAACAACCUCGACGAAGUCUCGCGGCCUUAUGCUUACGUGGCCGAUCACGUGGUGCGCGUGGAUGGAGCGGCAGAUAUUCUGGCGGAAGUGAGGCGCGGCGGGAGUGGAGGGAGUGGGGAGUAUCAUGAUGCUCUCGAGCACCUUGAAGAAAGCGCAAAGGAGAAGGAAGAGACCUGGAUUGAGCAACUCCGCGAUGAGCUCCAGCGUGGAGAAGAGAUCAAGUGGUACGUGGUCGUCAACGGGGAUGAAGAGCGCAAUUAUUCGAAUCCGAGUGACUCGGACGAUGAAGACGAAGAUGAAGACGAGGACGAGUCCGAGAUACCGAUUAUCAUGGUUACCCCUACGAGGUCGACGUUUCCUGAUGAGACCGAGACUGAGACGGCUGGAGCUGUCGGUGAGAAGCGAAUGGUAGAGCAGCCGCAACAACCCCAACCACAACCGCAACAGCAGCAGCACCAGCAUCACCAGCAGCAACAGCCACAACAGCCGCAACCACAACCACACCCCCAACCACACCAGCACCACCAAAUCAACGAGACAGAACCAGGACCCCGACGCGGCUCCACCGCAAGCGCCAACCCGGACAUGGGCACAAUAACAUCCACCACCGUCCCCCUAACAAGCAGUUUCUCCCUCGACACCAGCCCCUCCAACGCUCCCACACCCACCACCAUUCCCGCCCUGUCUCUCAAACCACUCAAACCUCCCAAGAAGCAGUCCACCCUUCCCACCCUCCCCACCAUUUCCACCUCUUCCCUUUAUCUCCUCGCGGUGGUGGUGGACAAACUGAAACCGGAUCAAAUCAUAAUAAAGUCCCCACUGCGCCGUCGUCCCCGGUCGUGGUCAAGAUUAGUGCUGGGCCUGCUGCUGGGCCUGCUGAGGUACAGACACAGACACAGGGACAGGGACAAGCGGCUGCGAGCCCUGUUGUAG
Molecule: messenger RNA, 1785 nt
Organism: Neurospora crassa OR74A
Lineage: Eukaryota; Fungi; Ascomycota; Sordariomycetes; Sordariales; Sordariaceae
Exons: 4
Coding region: 1-1785 (594 amino acids)
Biological process (GO): regulation of transcription by RNA polymerase II
Cellular component (GO): nucleus
Molecular function (GO): transcription cis-regulatory region binding
Source: RefSeq, a predicted model, not a curated record